This is a messenger RNA of Ricinus communis (castor bean), 1726 nucleotides long. Its product is annotated as cell division cycle 20.2, cofactor of APC complex. Bases 222 to 1601 code for a protein of 459 amino acids. Gene Ontology annotation, cellular component: anaphase-promoting complex. NCBI's taxonomy places the organism in Eukaryota, Viridiplantae, Streptophyta, Magnoliopsida, Malpighiales, Euphorbiaceae. Gene Ontology annotation, biological process: anaphase-promoting complex-dependent catabolic process; positive regulation of ubiquitin protein ligase activity; positive regulation of anaphase-promoting complex-dependent catabolic process. The record is from RefSeq and is a predicted model, not a curated record. The transcript is spliced from 8 exons. Gene Ontology annotation, molecular function: ubiquitin ligase activator activity; anaphase-promoting complex binding; protein binding.
CUACUUAUGAUAAUAUCACUAGAUAUCAAUUAUAUAAAUUUUGCAGCGACAAGACAACGGUUAGACUUUUUGGCGGGAGGAACUCAGAAAAUCCAAUUUGUAUAACGAAUUCUGUUAACGUUAAAGACCAAGAACCUUCUCCAAGCAAAGGAGAAGGCAAACUCAAGAAAAAAAGUUGAUGGUAGUUUUCGGUCUUUAACUUCUAGGAAAAAUAGAAAAGAAUGGAGCAAAACCAGAAGAAGAUACAACAACUCCAAUCAGAUUGGUACUCUCCAAGGCGACUUCAUGAUAGCCCCACCAAAUACGAUUUCCCAGGUGAUAGGUUUAUUCCAAACAGGAGUUUGAUGAAUCUUGAUCAAGCACACAGUUUGUUGACAAAUAGAAGCAAACAAGUUCCCGAUCUUAUUUUCAAUGAAGUAUACCAACAGUUGUUGAUGGAGAAUCUGACUUUGGACACAGAAGGGAGACCGUUGAAGAUGUUAGUUUUUAGAGGAAGUCCAAAAUUGAGUAGGAAGUGGACUCAUCUUAUUGAUCAGAUGCGAACAGAUGAUGCAGAAGCACUGAGAAAUAGUCCCAAGCAAUAUCAAUGUCUCCGCCGCUUGCCUAAGAGGGAAACUAGGGUUCUGGAUGCACCAAAUAUAAUAGAUGAUUACUAUGUGAACAUCAUAGAUUGGGGUAAGAAUAAUGUCAUUGCUGUUGCAUUGGGCCAAGCAAUAUACCUAUGGAAUGCGGAGAACAAAAGCACUUUAAAGUUGUUGGAAGUUGAAAGCGACAGUGACUACCCAACAAGCAUAUCCUGGUCUGAGGAUAACAGAAGUUUAGCAGUUGGAUAUAUGCAGUCUAAACUUCAGCUCUGGGAUACUGAGGCUUUGAGAUGUGUUCGACAAAUGGAUGGUCACAAGAACAGGGUAGCAACCCUUGCAUGGAAUGGUCAUACUCUAACAUCAGGAAGCCGAGACAAAACUAUCCUGAAUCGUGACGUUAGAGUGAGAAACAGUACUUCCAGGAUUCUAGCUCAUACAGAAGAAGUCUGUGGCUUGAAAUGGUCAACUGAAGGCAACUUAUUGGCGAGUGGUGGAAACGAAAAUCUUAUACACAUAUGGGAAGCUUCCAAAAUGAGCUCAUCUAAUUUCUUGCACCAAUUUAAGGGCCAUCGCUCUGCAGUCAAGGCACUUGCUUGGUGCCCCUAUCAAUUUAAUGUACUUGCUUCAGGAGGUGGCACAAAAGAUGGAUGUAUUAAGAUAUGGAAUGUACGGAAGGGAUCAUGUAUUCAUAGCAUACACACCAAUUCACAGAUUUGUGCUCUGGAAUGGAACAGACAUCACAAGGAGAUAUUAAGCGGGCAUGGCUAUAGUUUGGGUCCGCUCCAAAACCACCUAUGCUUGUGGAAAUACCCUUCCCUGAUUAAAGUAGGAGAGAUACAACGUCAUAGCAACAGAAUCCUUGGUCUUUCUCAGAGUCCUGAUGGAUUAACUGUUGUAUCUGCUGGAGCAGAUCAAACACUUCGCUUUUGGGACAUAUUUGGACCACCUUGUGCUGAAAACUCUAAGCUCUCAGGUCUUGAAAGCCUCUUGUCUCUCAAGACGUCCCCCAUAAGAUGAUGGCUGCUGGGGCAAUUGUACUCUGCUUGUAAUUUAUUCUAUACAAGAGCACGAAAGAAUUUUCUCUCUUCCGGGUAACACGAACUGUGUUAUUACUACAUUACCCAGAAAAUAUUGAUGAUACA